Exophiala spinifera is the source of this 1134-nucleotide messenger RNA. RefSeq lists its product as uncharacterized. Bases 1 to 1134 code for a protein of 377 amino acids. The record is from RefSeq and is a predicted model, not a curated record. Lineage: Eukaryota; Fungi; Ascomycota; Eurotiomycetes; Chaetothyriales; Herpotrichiellaceae. The transcript has a single exon.
AUGUCUCCCGUAUCUCGCAACAAUCUCUUCCCAGGCGAGCAGCUGUCGACAAUCAACGGCGCCCCAUGUAUAACGUAUUUCCGCCCGGGUGACCCAUCGCGCCCUCUUGCAGUCCUGGUACCUGGAGCGGCACACCUCGCUCGCGUCUUCUAUGGAGGUCACGACGGCCACGACCCGCACGACUUUGUCGCCCACUGGCUGACGCAACAAGGCUACAACUUUCUCGCCAUCUCGUAUCCUCUCGAGACCGACCCGGCGACAAUGCUACCGACGCAACCAGGCAUGACUGUAUCCGAAUGGGGCGCGCAAGCCGUCGAGGCCACACGGCAGACGAUACACCGGCACCACCUCCUCAGCAACGCCGUCAUCCUCCUCUUCUGGAGCAUGGGCGGCAAGAUUCUACAGCCGUACGUCCUCGCAGCACGCGACACCAACAUCUCCAUCUCCUUUGCCGUGCCGCUCGUAGCCACCCCGGCCAUCCGCGGCGUGCGCGAUAGACCCAUCCUGACGCCCAGUCCCACGGGUUACGCAACGGCAGCAGGCCUCUCGGAGACAUACUUCAUGUUGCAACUCCACGAGCAAAACGCCAUGCACAACGGCAAGACCAUCAUUCCAGACGAGACCUACCGGCGUGAGUACCUGGGUAAUUUCCCCGUGGGUCUCGGAUGCUAUGGCGUACGGUGGUGCGCAGUAGAGGAAGUCCAGCCACAAGAACAAGACCAACGACAGCGGAGAAACCGAGGCUCCUUCGUAGACGAUCCAGACACGGGCUACGAAGUCGCCGACGCAAUUCCCCAUGCGCAAUUACCAUUGAUAUGCUCGAUAUCAUGCUCGAGCCCCGCGGACCUGAGACACGCCAUUGCCGACAAAUACACCUGGGGUUUCCUGUUGACCUACAAGCUCCUCGGUGGCAUUGCGCCGUCGAAAAGGGCAGCGUUGCAGACCGACCAGGAUAAAGGGAGACGGGUCGUCCAGUUCAUCCACUCCGCACCAGACACACUGUCGGCUACAGUCGAGGGAGGCCAUCACUUCUUCAUCGGAGAGAAAGGGGCAAAGAGGACGGCGGAACUCGUUGCGGAGUUUGAAACCCGCGUAGCCGAUUUCCAACGAGAUCUGGCGUCUCUGUUGUCUUGA